This is a messenger RNA of Peronospora matthiolae, 240 nucleotides long. The record is from the annotation of a GenBank genome assembly. Lineage: Eukaryota; Oomycota; Peronosporomycetes; Peronosporales; Peronosporaceae.
AUGGAAACGGUCAUGAACCCUUCUGAGGCCCUGCAUAUUACGUUUGAGAAGCUCACGACGUUCUUUGGGCACGAGAAAGUGGCUCUCAUAGUGACACAAGGCCCGGACGCACUUCGUGCAAGUCUCGAGGCCUCGAACUUUAAUUCCACGUUGAUCGGACAGGUCCAUUACCUUUUGGCAUCUGCCAUUCCCACUCGGUAUGUUGCCAUCCAGACACUGGAUCAAGAACUCAUCCUCUAG